UCUCAUCACAAAUGUAGAAUUUGGAAUCUUUAGCUUUCACUAAUUUUACAGUUUAUAACGACUCUUUGAAUACUAAUGUAACCGCGCAAAAGUUCUGCGAAAUCUGCAACAAUGAUAGAACCCAUUACUUCAUGGUUCAAAAUCUCAAUUUCCCGGUUAUUAAAUCAAUGCAAAAGCAUGAAACAGCUCAAAAGGAUUCAUGCCCAAAUUCUUAAAACCCCUAAAAUUUCAGAAUCAGACCGUUAUUUUCUCACUACUCGUCUACUCUUCUUUUGCGCCAUUUCUGAAGCAGGUUCCCUUUCUUAUGCUAACAAAGUUUUUACUCAUUUGGAAAGACCAAAUCUUUAUGUUUAUAAUGCUUUAAUUAGAGCUUAUUCUAGUAAAUUAUAUUCUGGGCAGUUCAUUGAUUCUUACCCCUCUUUAAAUCUGUAUAUUCAAAUGCUAAGAAAUGGGAUUUACCCUGAUAAUCUUACUUUCACAUUUAUCUUAAAGGAGUGUAGUAGAAGGGUUGAUGGGUCAAUGGGUUUGGCUGUUUAUUCACAAGUUGUGAGAUUUGGGUUUAAUUAUGAUUUAUAUGUUGAAAAUUGUAUGAUUAGUUUGUUGUGUGAAUGUGGGUUUUUGAGUUGUGCACAGAAGCUGUUUGAUGAAAUGCCUGAGAGAGAUGUUGUUUCGUGGAAUUCGAUGAUUGUUGGGCGUUUGAAAAAUGGGGAGCUUGGUUUAGCAUUGAGUAUGUUUAGGAAAAUGGAGGAACGGAAUAUUUUUACCUGGAAUUCUAUGAUAUCGGGUUUUGUUCAAGCUGGCAAGCCAAAGGUUGCUUUGGAGUUGUUUCAAGAAAUGCAGCUGAUGAGGGAUGGUGUAAUUUGGCCUGAUAAGAUGACGUUUGCUAGUGUUAUUUCGGCUUGUGCAUCUCUUGGCGCAAUUCACUAUGGUGAUUGGGUGUAUGAUUAUCUUCAGAAGAGUGGGUUGGAGAUUGAUAUGGUGACUGCAACAGCAUUGAUUGACAUGUAUGGUAAAUGUGGUCGUGUGGAUAAAGCAGUCAAAACCUUCAGAGAUAUGCCUAAGAAAGAUGUUAUGGCUUGGACUGCCAUGAUCUCAGCCUAUGCUCUUCAUGGGUUUGGGAAAGAAGCUUUGGAUCUUCUAAAUCAGAUGGAAAAGCUUAGAGUAAAGCCUAAUCAUGUUACUUUUGUUGGAAUUUUGUCAGCAUGUGCUCAUGCUGGCUUAGUAGAGGAGGGCCGCCUGUGCUUUGACAUGAUGACACAUGUUUACUCUAUUGAACCCCGUGCUUAUCACUAUGCUUGUAUGGUUGAUAUGCUUAGUCGAGCCUCGCUCUUUGAUGAGGCAGAAAAGCUUAUCAAUGGCAUGCCAAUGGACCCAGAUGCCUAUGUUUGGGGUGCUUUGCUCGGUGGUUGCCAAAUGCACAAGAAUGUAGAGCUAGGGGAGAAGGUUGCUUUGAGAUUGAUUGAAUUGGAUCCCCUGAAUCAUGCUUUCUACAUCAACCUUUGUGAUAUAUAUGCUAAAGCUGGUAGAUUUGAUGAUGUAAAGAAUAUAAGAAACUUCAUGCAAGAGAAGGGAAUCAUGAAGGCUAUGCCAGGCUCCAGCAUGAUUGAAAUUGAUGGUGUUGCUCAUGAAUUUUCUGUUAGAGGAUCACCUGAACUUGUGAUGGAUGAACUAGUUUUUUUAUUGAGUAGACUUAAUUAGAAGAUGAAGAUAGGCUCUCACGGAAAUGAUCUGGAUGAAUUUAGUCAAUAAUUGUGAAUGUUUAUUGAUAUUAUGGGAUAUUGGGAUGUGAAUGUUUUCAGUAGCUUGAAUUAAACAACUGCGCCCUAGUUGAUAAACUGAGAAUCACCCCUAUUGCUUUCUUUACUUCCAAAAAAAAUAGGGGAAAGCAUUGCAAGCAUGCCAAUGAGAAUGAUCAUCAUUCCAAACCUCUAUUGCCAAAUGUCAAGGAGCCUUGCGCUGCUUUCAGAAAAGUUACUCUCUCAGAAUUCAGAAGCACGUCAAGACCAGAACUUCUUGUAUCAUUAUAAAGGUUUCUAAAUCAUGAAUGAGAAUGCAUCGUCCACAUCUACAGCUCUAAUCUAGAUGAGAACCAGCUGUUGCUUUCACAAUAAACAGUCUGUGCUAGUGUUGCUAGAUGCUAUUUCAAUUUCUAAACAGAAGAUGGAAGUGUUAGACGAUUAAAAUUCCUCCAAAUUUCACAGAAUAUGACCUCAUUCAAGAUUAUGAGAUUAUCUACUGUACAGUUAUUGCCCUCUGCACACAGAAGCAUGCCAAACAUAUUAUCAGGUUGAGAGAGUUUAGGAUGCUCUAAUUGUUUGGAGUAGAAAUUGGCUCCUUUCCAGUGAAGGCAAGUUAAAGCUGUAAAAGUGUGACAAAUUAAACCUCCAAAGUUCUCACAAGCUUGAAUCUGGAGGAUAUAGUUGAAAGAAACUAUGUGAGACCUAGGUGCAAAGGAAGUUGUCCUGAUCACUUUUCAAGGAACUGAUAGGUUGAGCUCCAGAAAAUUUUGCUAAUCCCCGAUCACCACCACUAGAGGCGUGUUCGAAGUACCGCCACAGUCCACGGCUAUCCAAGGUAUUGUCAAAGUUAAUAACCACGAUAAUAUUUGAAUGGUUACCAUACAUAUCUAUGACUAGCGUAAAUAUGAGAUUGAAUUGUUUUGUUGGUCUUUAAGAUUAACUAGUAGUUACUCACUUCGGUAUCUAGUACUAUAGUGAGUACAGUCUACAAUAGUAGAAAGCUUAUAGAAUCAAUAGAUUGAUUAAAAACCAUGAUGCAUUCUAGCUUGCUUUUUUAUGCCUUUCCUGAUUCAAAAUCUAAAUUUCACAUUCAACCACCUUUGUUACUUAUUGUGACACACUAAUUUCUUCAUUUCUAUAAUAUGAACUUUUUAUGAGGUUGUGUAUGGUAG
Chenopodium quinoa (quinoa) is the source of this 2911-nucleotide messenger RNA. Its product is annotated as pentatricopeptide repeat-containing protein At5g66520-like. The transcript has 5 exons. NCBI's taxonomy places the organism in Eukaryota, Viridiplantae, Streptophyta, Magnoliopsida, Caryophyllales, Amaranthaceae. Bases 112 to 1698 code for a protein of 528 amino acids. Gene Ontology annotation, biological process: RNA modification. Gene Ontology annotation, molecular function: protein binding; RNA binding. The record is from RefSeq and is a predicted model, not a curated record.